Salarias fasciatus (jewelled blenny) is the source of this 528-nucleotide messenger RNA. It is a transcript of the gene tcf21, whose product is annotated as transcription factor 21. The coding region runs from base 1 to 528 and encodes 175 amino acids. Gene Ontology annotation, molecular function: RNA polymerase II transcription regulatory region sequence-specific DNA binding; protein dimerization activity; DNA-binding transcription factor activity, RNA polymerase II-specific. Lineage: Eukaryota; Metazoa; Chordata; Actinopteri; Blenniiformes; Blenniidae. The transcript is spliced from 2 exons. Gene Ontology annotation, biological process: developmental process; regulation of transcription by RNA polymerase II. The record is from RefSeq and is a predicted model, not a curated record.
AUGUCCACCGGAUCUCUCAGCGACGUCGACGACGAGCUUCUGGAUGGCAUCCUGAAGUUCGGCUCCUCCGGGAAAGACUCCAACGAGAGCACGGAGGAGAGCUCCAACUGCGAGGGCGCGGGCGCGAACGAGGAGCGCAGGGAGGCGUCGGGCAAGAAGCGCAAGAGCGCGUCGCGCAAAACUGCGCCCAAGGGCGUGGCGCAACAGGAGGGGGGCAAGCAGGUGCAGAGGAACGCGGCGAACGCCCGGGAGAGGGCCAGGAUGCGGGUCCUGUCCAAAGCCUUCUCCCGCCUGAAGACCUCCCUGCCCUGGGUGCCGCCGGACACCAAGCUGUCCAAGCUGGACACGCUGCGCCUGGCCUCCAGCUACAUAGCGCACCUCCGGCAGAUCCUGGCCAACGACAAGUACGAGAAUGGAUAUAUUCACCCCGUGAACCUGACGUGGCCUUUCAUGGUCGCAGGUAAACCGGAGACGGACUUAAAGGAGAUGCUGAGCACGACGAGGCUGUGCGGAACCACGGCGUCCUGA